Messenger RNA from Nematolebias whitei (Rio pearlfish), 2370 nucleotides. RefSeq names its product family with sequence similarity 189 member B (gene entrep3). Gene Ontology annotation, cellular component: membrane. The record is from RefSeq and is a predicted model, not a curated record. The transcript has 14 exons. NCBI's taxonomy places the organism in Eukaryota, Metazoa, Chordata, Actinopteri, Cyprinodontiformes, Rivulidae.
AUGCCUUCACCUUCAGACUCCAGCAGCGUAGCCUCAGCCUCUGGGUCUCGGGGUUGGUCCGACAGCCGUAGAGGCAUGUCAGGUCGGGGGCCCGGUGGAGCCCGUCUGCUCCUCUACCUGGGUCUGUGCCACCUGGGCCUGGGAGCUAUGGUCCUGGGUUUCUCCUUCACAAGCAUGGCCUUCACCUCCUCUGCUCGCGUCAGACAGUCCUGUCCAUUCUGGGCCGGCUUCUUUGUGGUGGCAUCAGGGAUAGUUGGGAUAAUCUCGUGGAGAAGACCUUUGACGCUGGUGGUGUCCCUGUUCAUGCUGCUGUCUGCGGUGUGUGUGAUCCUCAGCCUGGCCGGCUCAAUGCUCUCCUGUCAGAAUGCACAGAUGGUCAAGUCUAUGCUCACCUGCCAGAUGGAGAACGGUCUGUGUGUGUGUUGUGCACCCACUCACCCCUGCUCCAUUGAAGCAGAGGAUACACUGGUCCUGUACCUGAAUGCUGACUGCCACUCGGUCAGACAUCAGCUAAAAGAUCUUUUGUUCAGCGCUUGUGGUCUCAGCAUCCUCUCCACCAUCAUUUGUACGCUGUCCACUGUGACUUGCAGUAUUCACAUAUUCUCCCUGGACCUUGUGCACCUGUUGGCGCCACAUCGCUCUCGGUCCGUCAACCCAGAAUGCACCACUCCUCAGGAUGCCUUCCUGACCAACAUCAUGGACUUUGAAGAGUUUGUCCCCCCCAUCCCUCCACCGCCCUACUAUCCUCCUGAAUACACCUGCAGCUCCGAGACAGACGCUCAGAGCAUCACCUAUAACGGCUCGAUGGAGAGCCCUGUUCCUUUAUACCCCACUGACUGCCCCCCUCCUUACGAAGCUGUGAUGGGCCAAAGAGCUGUCAGCCAGGCCACAGUGUUUGACACCCACGGUUCUGAGCUGUCUGGAGAGAGAGGAACUUCUACUGCCUUCAGUGGAGAAGUCUCCAUGGACUGUGGGUCUCUGUUGAUGUCAGAGAUCGUGGACAUCCCAGAUGAUUCGUCUCCGUCCGAGGACUCCUGUUUGUUAGAGGUUGGGCUGAGGAACCAGGGGGAACGGAGCAGCAGAACCACUACUGACAGGGGGGACCUAAGCUUUCGUGGUUCUUUGACUCAAACACCAGAGAGCCCCCUAGCAGGAGGACCGAGAGCCAGGAGGUUCCUUCGAGGAGAACGGUCCAACUCCUGUUCUUCACCGAGCACAGCCACCAACACGUACAGGUCUCCAGUGCUGCAUCGCCAGGCGAUGCUAACUAGUAGCUGCUCUCAGCUAGAAGCAAUAGGGAGAUCCACUAAUCAACAGGGCUCUUCCAUCCCUGAGAUUCAAGUUGACCCUUCCACCCCUCUAAACCAAGGAGCCAUCCUGGCCUCCUCUAAUCCUCCAUUUUCAUGUUCCUCUGCUGCUGGCGAGCACGGAAAUGGACCAUCCCUCCCACAUCAGCCCUCCUACCUCCGCCGACGAGCUGAGAGAAGCAUAAAAGAUGGAGGGAAUGUGAGACGACAGAGCGAGGGCUUUUUACGUCUCCUGAGGUCGCACAGUGAGCCAGGUCUUGGCUCCUCUACAGACACAGGUGAGUCAGCAUGAAUAUGUCUCUCAGGGAGAAGCAGUUCCAUCCAAGUGGUUCCAGCAUCUACAGAUACAGCUCCGUCCUCAGAGGCGUGUUUGUUGCCUCCAGUGUCUCUGCCUCCCGCCGCAGCUCUGCCCGUUAAAGGCAGCAUGAAGUUAGCAGCUACAGGGGUGCAGGUCCCCACCAAACCUGCCCCCACCUCCCCGCUACGUUUACCCAAAGACUGCCACCGGUCUUUAGGAGACCUCAAGGUGACUCGGGGUCUGGUGGCUCGCUUCCUGCACCGUUCCAAACGUAACCUGGGGCCGUCUUCAGAACACGUUGGGGGCUCAGGGCAGGGGCCAAAGAGGAGGAAUGGAGCUGAGACUGCUCUCCCCGAUCACCUGCCCUCCGAGCAGAUGUUGCGGGCCCCUUGGAGCACCAGCCGAGGACACCCCACCCACCACCAUCACCCUCGUCCCCGCGGACACCACCAUUCCCACAGCGACAGCCGACACAACCGGCAUCACGGCAGCCGGGUGCUGGAGGGGAUCCACCUGCGCAGCUGCGGAGAUUUAAGCUCCUCCUCCUCGCUGUGUCAGCUGGUGACGGCCCACCACGGCUCGUCUGGAGCGCUCCAUUCAGAGUCUGCACUGUGAGGAGGAGACGGGGGCGAGGAAGGAUGGAGUUAACGAGAUAAGAUGUUAAAAGUCUUCGCCUCUCUUCUGUUCUCUGCGCCCCCUCCAUUUGUCAGCUGUGCAAAUGGCCUUAAUGGUGCUCCUACUCAGACCUCCCUCACAAUUCAGCAA